Messenger RNA from Cygnus olor (mute swan), 2738 nucleotides. Its product is annotated as olfactory receptor 10K1-like. Lineage: Eukaryota; Metazoa; Chordata; Aves; Anseriformes; Anatidae. Gene Ontology annotation, biological process: G protein-coupled receptor signaling pathway. The coding region runs from base 428 to 1393 and encodes 321 amino acids. The transcript has a single exon. Gene Ontology annotation, molecular function: G protein-coupled receptor activity; olfactory receptor activity. Gene Ontology annotation, cellular component: membrane. The record is from RefSeq and is a predicted model, not a curated record.
CUGCUCCAUCUUCCAGCCCGCGAUUUGCCCACCCUCGCAGUGCCUGCCCUUGCAGACGCCGCUUUCCCCGCUACGAGACGAGCAACGGGACUUCCCCGCGGGGGCUGCCAUGCCCCGGGCGAGCCCCGGUGGCCGUGCACCCACCCUGACAGCCACUGCACAUCGGCGAGGGGAGCUGGGGGUCCUUGAGCCACUUGGGGGGCGCCGGGAGCUGCAGCGAGGCUGGGGGCUGCCCGCAGCGCUCACCAGCCCCGAGCCCACGCGUAUGCCCUGCUGAUUUCAGGAACAGAGCCCGUGGUGGGGGCACGGACACUGGGAAGGGGCCUGCUGAGGGGCGCUGGGGCAAAUUCUCCUUGGCACGGCAGUGGACACCGCCCCUCGAAGCUCCUCCGCCCCUGUUUGGCCUUGUUGCUCGGGGAAAGCUUCCAUGGGGAGUGAAAACCAAACGAUGGCCACCGACUUCAUCUUCCUGGGGUUCUCCAGCCUGGCGGAGCUGCAGAAGCUGCUCUUCGGGGUGUUUUUGCUUCUCUACCUGCUCACGCUGAGCAUGAACACUGCUAUAAUGACUGUCAUAAGGGUGGAGCGGAGCCUUCACACACCCAUGUACUUCUUCCUCUGCGUCCUGUCCUUUUCCGAGACCUGCUACACCCUCGUGAUCGUCCCCAAGAUGCUGGUGGACUUGGUGGCGGAGAGAAAAGCCAUUUCCUUCCUGGGCUGCGCCAUUCAAAUGUACUUCUUCCUUCUGCUGGGCUGCUCCCACUCCUUCCUCCUGGCGGCCAUGGGCUACGACCGCUGCGUCGCCGUCUGCCGCCCGCUGGCCUACAGCAGCAUCAUGACCCGGCGGCUCUGCGCGCAGCUGGUGGCCGCGUCGGCGCUCAGCGGGCUGCUGGUGGCCCAGCUGGUCACCCCCCUGGUGUUCUGCUCGCCGUUCCAGGCAAGCCGGCAGCUCGACCACUUCUUCUGCGACAUCUCCCCCGUCCUCCGGGUGGCCUUCAGGCACACCGACGCCGGCGAGGCCAUUAUCAUGGCGCUGGGCGUCUUCGCCCUGAUGGUCCCGCUGACGCUGAUCCUGGCUUCGUAUCUCUUCAUCCUCGCCGACGUCCUGCGCAUCCCCUCGGCCGCGGGGAGGCACAAAGCCUUCUCCACCUGCAGCGCCCACCUGGCCGUGGUGGUCGUGCACUACGCCUGCGCCUCCCUCAUCUACCUGAGGCCGGGCUCCAGCUCCUCGUCGGGCCAGGACGCGCUGAUCUCGGUCACUUACACCAUCCUCACCCCGCUGCUCAAUCCCAUGAUUUACACCCUGAGGAACAAGGAUGUCAAAGCGGCUCUCCGGAAAGCGAUCAGGAAAACACAGAUUUCUCCAGAAUGUUUUCCGGGAAAGAGGUCAAGGUGAGCCACUUCCCCAGCGGGUAUUUCCAGCCGGCAGCCUCCCCUUCCAAAAAGCAUCGCUCCUUUUCCGCGAGCCCUUUGGCUCCCAGCGGAGCUUCGGCAAAGCCAUGACGGCGAAGCACGGCUGCUAAGAAGGAUGAACAAAUUCCGGUCACAGUGAGAGUGGGAAAACCAACUUCAAUUUCUUUUUGAAUACAGAAACCCAAUUUCUUUUUGAAUACAGAAACCCAAUUUCUUUUUGAAGAUGGAAAUCCAAAUUUCCACCCCAGUUCCACCAAAGCUUCCAACUGUACAACCUGAGACAUUUAGUGAAGAAGAAUCAUAGGCGUCGAAAGAAUUUCAAGGGGAAACUCCAUUUUUUUUUCAGGAGAUCGCAAGCACAGGACCAUGUUCAUGGUGCGUAUCAAGCUCUGACUGCGUGAUAUUGCGGGGCCCAUCAAAGCCUGCAAGGAACCAAGCUCCUGCAAGGACUUGGCUACUUCGAAUCUCAUCGGCUUGCUUUUGCCAGGGGCUGAAUUAACGCACCCGGCCCACAGCCGCUGCGUUCACGUCCUGGGCUGCGUGAAGCUGACGACAAAAGCCUGUUCUUUCCUCCAAAACGAAGGCGUCUUCUCUCAAUCAACGGGAAAGCGGAAUCGGCAAAACAAGGAAGGGAAACUAUUCCAGGAGGAAAAGCCCCCGUGGAAGUGUUCUGUGAAAAUGGUCAUUUUUAAAACCUUUGAAAACCACGCUGCUGCUUUCACAGCUUUUGUCAUGUGCAGAUGCAGGGUUCCCUCCCUCUGCAGGGGGGAUUGCCCCGGCCCAGGAAGCAGCCUUUACUUUCUGGACAGAAUGAAACAGUCGAAGGCAACGACCAGGAAAACCCAAAAGGCUCCUGAAACUUUUAUUUCUAGGGCUUGUCACAGCAGCAGAAAGACAGCCACACUUUCUCCAAACCUUCAAGUCACGUCGCAAGCUGUCGGGCUCUAACAUGGCAGAACUCAGGUUAUUUCUCUGAGUUAUUUUCAUUUCAAGCACGUGCUAUUUAUUGUGGGGUAUGUGGGUCUAGAAUCCAGAGCAAUACUGCCCUGAGCCCACGCAGGGGGUGGGGAUGGAACAAAGAACGGGACCGGGGCACUGCAAUCCCCCAAAACCACAUGGGGACGUUUUGCAGCCCUUUAGAAAGGGCAGUGGGUAACUCGGGGACCAAGAGCAGUGAUGCGAGCCCCCAAGAGGUCAAAAAAGAAAGAAACAACAGGGAGGAAGAAGCCCACAGGGAUGGGAGAGGCUGCAGGAGCUGGGGCUGCUCGCUGUGGAGAGAAAGCCCCCCUCUGUGAGCUCCUCGUGUCCCUCACUCUGAUAUUUUACGU